GGUAAAAUAAGUCACUUAAGGAUAACUUCUCAGUUGAUUGUCUAUCUCAUUUGUCCGUGGUGUAAGAAUGAAAGAGGUUUUAUAUCAACUUCAGGAGUUUGAAAUGGAAUAGAAGGCUAUUAUCCUUACAGAAACAGCUGUGUUUUUCUAGGGAGCAGAGAGAAGGGAUUUGUUUAUUCCCAUAAUACAUUACUGUUGCAGAAACAUGGUAUAAGCUUUCAUUUUUUUAUCUGAUGUUUCUCUGAACUCUGCAUCUUAAUCAGGGUGUGGUGUCCUCUAUUCAGUCAUUAAAUAAUUUUUAUACCAACACAAAUAUGAUAGGAAGGAAAGUGUAAGUUCAUGAAGAAUGACUUAAUUCCAGGUUUCCACUUAGACUCAUCAGCGUACUGAAUUAUCAGGAAACAGCGCUGAAGGGAAGUAGGGGGCACGGGGAAUGUGCACUAUGGUAGUUGGGAAUGGUAGUAUGAUGUUUUAUCAGGUUCACUUCCUGGCUAAAGAAGGUUGGGGAGGAAGUGGGCCAUGAGGUGAGAUGUGUUUGCUCAGAUUCCUCUUGCUAUAUAGCCUCUUGUAUAUGUGCUUAAUCAGUGUUAAUCCUGUGAGUGAAAGUGCAUAGCAUGGCUCUACUAGAAGCCUGUUGUCUCAAGUUGACUCGGACCUCACGCGUGCUAUGCAUACCUUCUGCCACUGAGCUGUCCCGUCUCAGAGUUUUGAUGAGACUUAGCUGGACCCUUGCUGUCACCAGCACCAUUGUGAGCGUGCAGGAGAGCCACUACAGCUGGCUAGGAUGUCUCCUGCGUGAAGAGUGUAAUAAAUUCAAGUGUGUGUAUCUGAGCCAGAGCCUGAACAAUCCUCAGCAAUGUGGUUGGCUUGGUGUGCUGAGGCCUGUCUGUAGUGGAAGCCUUAAAGUCCAUGGCUAUGGCUGUCUGAGCUUGGCAGGUAUGGACGUGGGGGUCCAUUCCAAGACGUGCUGUGAGGAGGCCCUGAAGAGUUAACAACCUCUUCCCACACACUGUCAAGGGUUGCUAAUUUACCUUUCAGGAAAACCCCAAUGGCAAGGAAAGAAGCCAUAAAUCCCAAGCCAGAACACUCUGCUCUGUAUAUGCUUUCUAAGCACGGACUGCAUAUGCCAGAGAAAUGGAGAACAAUACUGGACUUCCUCCCUUUGUCCUGAUUCAGUCAUUAGAAAGGCACAGUCAGUUCUUCAUCUGUAGUUCAGAGGGUUGAGGGCUUGAGACCCAGGCUGCACCUGAGGCCACAGAAGGAGCAGAGAGGAACUCUGCCAGCUUGGAGUUAGAAGGAUGAGGAGUUCUAGGUUCUCCUUGGCUACAUAGUGAGUUCCAGCUAGGCCUGCGUAGUAAGAUCCCCUACCCCAAAGCAAAUUGAAAUAAAACCCCACUGAUUUUGGUGUUAAAUAGGCCCAUAACCCCUCACCUUAUAUUAAGAAAAUAAACCCUUCGUGUUAUGAAAAUUGAGUUUACGUUAGUAUCAGUUCAUUCGUUGGUAAAACCUGGUGAGAAUUAACUUAGAUUAUGUAGAAUAUUUAUCUAUAGGGUAUGGUUAUUUUGGAAGAUUCCAGAAUAUUUACAAAACUAGAUUACCCUGUUGCACUUUUUUCAAUGAUUUUAAAACUGUCUUAUUUUGCAUGUGCACAAAGGCAUGCAUGUCAGGGUCUUAGGACAACUUUACAGGAGUCAGUCAGUUUUUCCACCAUGUGGGUCCUGGGGAUUGAACUCAGCUCGUCAGGGUUGAUGGCAAGAUGACGGGCCAAAACGCCAGCUCCUUCUGAUACUUGUAUUUGUUUCUGUGUCUUGCUGAGUCAGUGUCUGUAAAGGGUGCAUCUGAUCUCUUUUAAUUCACUGAUUUUGAUCUGUUUGAGCUUGAGAAUCAACCGAACAACACAGGCUUAUAGACAUUUAUCUCCGAAAGUCUGUACCUGUUCAAACUGGGCCUGGCUCCUCAGAUUCAGGACCUGUAUGGGAAGGUCGACUUUACAGAAGAAGAAAUCAACAACAUGAAGAUCGAGCUAGAGAAGUAUGGGAUCCAGAUGCCAGCUUUCAGCAAGAUUGGGGGCAUCCUGGCCAAUGAACUCUCGGUGGACGAAGCUGCGCUACAUGCUGCUGUUAUCGCUAUUAAUGAAGCUAUUGACCACAGAGUCCCAGCCGACACCUUUACAGCCCUGAAAAACCCCAAUGCCAUGCUUGUCAACCUGGAAGAAGUCCUGGCUUCCACCUACCAGGAUGUCCUUUACCAGGCCAAGCAGGACAAGAUGACAAAUGCUAAAAACAGGACAGAAAAUUCUGACAGAGAAAGGGACGUGUAUGAGGAGCUGCUCACUCAAGCUGAAAUUCAAGGGAAUGUAAACAAGGUCAAUACACAUUCUGCCCUGGCCAACAUCAAUCUGGCCUUAGAGCAGGGCUGCGCGCUGGCCCUGCUCAAGGCUCUGCAGUCACCGGCCCUGGGCCUUCGAGGGCUGCAGACCCAGAACAGCGACUGGUAUUUGAAGCAGCUCCAAAGUGACCAACAGCAGAAGAGACAGAGUGGCCAGACUGACCCCCUGCAGAAGGAGGAGGUCCAGGCCGGAGUGGAUGCCGCCAACAGUGCUGCCCAGCAAUACCAGAGACGGUUGGCAGCAGUGGCAGCCAUCAAUGCAGCCAUCCAGAAGGGCGUCGCCGAGAAGACGGUUUUGGAGCUAAUGAAUCCCGAAGCCCAGCUGCCCCAGGUGUAUCCGUUUGCCGCUGAUCUGUAUCAGAAGGAGCUGGCCACUCUGCAGCAACAGAGCCCCGAACAUAGCCUCAUCCACCCUGAACUCACCGUUGCUGUGGAGAUGCUGUCCUCUGUGGCCCUCAUCAACAGGGCGCUGGAGUCCAGAGACAUGAACACAGUGUGGAAGCAGCUGAGCAGCUCAGUCACGGGCCUUACCAACAUCGAGGAAGAGAACUGCCAAAGGUAUCUGGAUGAGUUGAUGAAGCUGAAAGCUCAGGCACAUGCGGAGAAUAAUGAAUUUAUCACAUGGAACGACAUCCAAGGCUGUGUGGACCAUGUGAACCUGGUGGUGCACGAGGAACAUGAGCGAAUUUUGGCCAUUGGUUUAAUUAACGAAGCCCUGGAUGAAGGGGACGCUGGGAAGACUUUGCAGGCACUGCAGAUUCCUGCAGCUAAGCUUGAGGGCGUCCUUGCAGAAGUAGCCCAGCACUACCAAGACACGCUCAUCAGAGCAAAGAGAGAAAAGGCGCAGGAAACCCAGGAUGAGUCAGCUGUGCUAUGGUUGGAUGAAAUUCAAGGUGGAAUCUGGCAGUCCAACAAAGACACUCAAGAAGCACAGCGGUUUGCCUUGGGAAUCUUCGCCAUCAAUGAAGCUGUGGACAGUGGCGAUGUUGGCAGAACCCUGAGUGCCCUCCGUUCUCCGGAUGUUGGCUUAUAUGGCGUCAUCCCCGAAUGUGGUGAAACAUACCAGAGUGACCUUGCUGAAGCCAAGAAGAAAAGACUAGCGGCAGGAGACAACGGCAGCAAGUGGGUGAAGCACUGGGUGAAAGGCGGGUACUACUACUACCACGAUCUGGAGACGCAAGCGGGAGGAUGGGACGAGCCCCCGGGUUUCGCGCAGAAUUCUGUGCAGCUUUCUCGGGAGGAGAUCCAGGGCUCCAUCUCUGGCGUGACUGCUGCGUACAACCGAGAGCAGCUCUGGCUGGCCAACGAAGGCUUGAUCACCAAGCUGCAAGCCUGCUGCCGCGGCUACCUCGUCCGGCAGGAAUUCCGGUCCCGCAUGAACUUCCUAAAGAAGCAGAUUCCUGCCAUCACCUGCAUUCAGUCUCAGUGGAGGGGAUACAAGCAGAAGAAGGCAUAUCAAGACCGGCUGGCUUACCUGCACUCCCAUAAAGAUGAAGUUGUGAAGAUCCAGUCCCUUGCCAGGAUGCACCAAGCUAGAAAGCGCUAUAGAGAUCGCCUGCAGUAUUUCCGAGACCACAUAAAUGACAUUAUCAAAAUCCAGGCUUUCAUUCGGGCAAACAAAGCUCGUGAUGACUACAAGACCCUCAUCAAUGCUGAGGAUCCGCCUAUGAUUGUGGUCCGAAAGUUUGUCCACCUCCUGGACCAAAGCGAUCAGGACUUCCAGGAGGAACUUGAUCUUAUGAAGAUGCGGGAGGAGGUCAUCACUCUCAUCCGUUCCAACCAGCAGCUGGAGAAUGACCUCAAUCUCAUGGAUAUCAAAAUCGGACUGCUGGUGAAGAACAAGAUCACGUUGCAGGAUGUGGUUUCCCAUAGUAAAAAACUUACCAAAAAGAAUAAGGAACAGCUGUCUGAUAUGAUGAUGAUAAACAAGCAGAAGGGAGGUCUCAAGGCUUUGAGCAAGGAGAAGAGGGAGAAGCUGGAGGCCUAUCAGCAUCUGUUCUAUUUGUUGCAAACCAACCCUACAUAUCUGGCCAAGCUGAUCUUCCAGAUGCCUCAGAACAAGUCUACCAAGUUCAUGGACUCUGUCAUCUUCACGCUGUACAACUACGCAUCCAACCAGCGAGAGGAGUACCUGCUGCUCCGGCUCUUCAAGACCGCACUCCAGGAGGAGAUCAAGUCAAAGGUGGAUCAAAUUCAAGAAAUCGUGACAGGAAACCCUACGGUUAUUAAGAUGGUUGUGAGUUUCAACCGUGGUGCCCGAGGCCAGAACGCCCUCCGGCAGAUCUUGGCCCCUGUUGUGAAAGAAAUUAUGGACGACAAGUCUCUCAACAUCAAAACUGACCCCGUGGAUAUUUAUAAGUCUUGGGUUAAUCAGAUGGAGUCACAGACUGGAGAGGCAAGCAAGCUGCCCUAUGAUGUGACCCCUGAGCAAGCCUUGUCUCAUGAAGAAGUGAAGACAAGGCUAGACAACUCCAUCAGGAACAUGAGGGCCGUGACAGACAAGUUCCUCUCAGCUAUCAUCAGCUCUGUAGACAAAAUCCCUUACGGGAUGCGCUUCAUUGCCAAAGUGCUGAAGGAUUCGCUCCACGAGAAGUUCCCUGAUGCUGGUGAGGACGAGCUGCUGAAGAUCAUCGGUAACUUGCUUUACUACCGCUAUAUGAACCCAGCUAUCGUCGCUCCUGAUGCCUUUGACAUCAUCGACCUGUCAGCAGGGGGCCAGCUCACCACUGACCAGCGCAGGAAUCUGGGCUCCAUUGCAAAGAUGCUCCAGCACGCAGCAUCCAACAAGAUGUUUCUGGGAGAUAACGCCCACUUAAGCAUCAUUAACGAGUAUCUCUCUCAGUCCUACCAGAAAUUCAGACGGUUUUUCCAAACUGCUUGCGACGUCCCGGAGCUGCAGGAUAAAUUUAACGUGGAUGAGUACUCUGACCUAGUCACCCUCACCAAGCCGGUCAUCUACAUUUCCAUCGGCGAAAUCAUCAACACCCACACUCUCCUGUUGGACCAUCAAGACGCCAUUGCUCCAGAGCACAAUGACCCCAUCCACGAACUGCUGGACGACCUUGGGGAGGUGCCCACCAUCGAGUCCCUUAUAGGAGAAAGUUGCGGCAGUCUGAAUGACUCCAAUAAGGAGGCGCUGGCUAAGACAGAAGUCUCUCUCACACUGGCCAACAAGUUUGAUGUGCCUGGAGAUGAGAAUGCAGAGAUGGAUGCUCGAACCAUCUUGCUGAACACAAAACGUUUAAUUGUGGAUGUCAUCCGGUUCCAGCCAGGAGAGACCUUGACUGAAAUCCUAGAAACCCCAGCCACCAGUGAACAGGAAGCUGAACAUCAGAGGGCCAUGCAGAGACGCGCUAUCCGGGAUGCCAAGACCCCUGACAAGAUGAAAAAGUCAAAACCCAUGAAGGAGGAUAACAACCUCAGUCUCCAGGAGAAGAAGGAGAAGAUCCAGACUGGCCUGAAGAAGCUAACGGAGCUUGGGACAGUGGACCCAAAGAACAGAUACCAGGAGCUCAUCAAUGACAUUGCCAAGGAUAUCCGGAAUCAGCGGAGAUACAGGCAGAGGAGGAAAGCCGAGUUGGUAAAGCUGCAGCAGACGUACGCGGCUCUGAACUCCAAGGCCACCUUUUACGGAGAGCAGGUGGAUUACUACAAGAGCUAUAUCAAAACCUGCUUGGAUAACUUGGCCAGCAAGGGCAAGGUCUCCAAAAAGCCUAGGGAGAUGAAAGGCAAGAAAAGCAAAAAGAUUUCUCUGAAAUACACAGCAGCAAGACUACAUGAAAAGGGGGUUCUUCUGGAAAUUGAGGACCUCCAAGCAAAUCAGUUUAAAAAUGUUAUCUUUGAAAUCGCUCCAACAGAAGAAGUUGGUGACUUUGAAGUGAAAGCCAAGUUCAUGGGAGUUCAGAUGGAGACUUUCAUGUUGCAUUAUCAGGACUUGCUGCAGCUGCAAUACGAGGGGGUUGCAGUCAUGAAGCUAUUUGAUAGAGCUAAGGUGAACGUCAACCUCCUCAUCUUCCUUCUCAAUAAGAAGUUCUAUGGGAAGUAACUGGCCGUUGGCUUCCAGCCUAGAAGAAUUCAAAAGGGCAACGCCUCCCGGCUGCCUCUCUAGGAUCCUUUCAUUACUCCUUGGAAGCAAAGACCUGGUCCAGCGGUGUCUGCAUUCACACUCCUGAAGCCCCAUGUUUAAGCCCUCUCCCCCUGGCGGGACAUUCAGUGCCCUCUUUUCACAGUGAAGUCGUAUGUCAGGCUUCGUCUAACCCCUGCUUCCCUCAUUUUCUUUCAUCAUGUAGGAAAGAGUGGAAUCCCACCGAAUCCCUCUCUGUUACAGCCUCCUAGGUGGCAAACGGGUGUUUGUUUUACUUAGCCAUAAGAAUGGUGGGAUUCAGCUUCUUGUUGAGAAGUGAAAGCUGUCAGGUCAAUAGCAAACAUGCACAUCAGAGUCACGGUUGAGGAUGGCCCAUCAGCGCAGUCGGAGGAUGGAGUCUGUGUGUCUUCUGUUCUGCUUGCCUUGUAAGCGGAGCUCAUCCAAGUUACUAUUCUCUGUCCAAAUGAAGCAGCUUCAGGAGGAAAAAAGCACCUGCUUUCUGGUUCUCCACUGCAUCUGGGUAGUACUGUUAGUGUAGAACCCUUCCUGGCGAGGGGAACCCCACAAUCGUCGCCGGCCCUUCAGAGACUAAGAGUGGGCCGAGUCUCCCGCCUCUUGAGAGCCCCUCUCACAAAGGGAUGGCCUACCCUAGCCCCAAAUGUAACUGUUUUCAAAACUAUUUGUGUUCAAAGAGUGCCUUACUGAAGUAUAAAUUUGUUUCUUAAAAUGUGAGUGAUAGGAAUUUUAAAGAUUUAUAUAAUGCUUGAGAAUACUCUGAGAAGGGUUGGUUUUUUUCAUUGUGUUAUCUGUAUAUCUGAAUUCUUGAAGCUUUUCUAUCGUGUACAUGAGGGUUUAUCUACAGAGUCGCCAAGAUAAUUCUGCUGGAUUUUAGCAACAGCAGCCAACCCAUGUCAUGCUUGAAGUUCAGAUCCAUUUUCCUACUCUCUUCUCUGCUGUCCACAUCAUGCUUUCAUUCCAAAAAGCCUGGACUUACGCUCUGACUGACACAGUUCAGCUCCAGACAUUGAAUUUGGAAAUUCGUCCUCGGACUAAAGGUCAUAAACUUAAAACAAAAACCAAACAAACAAAACCUCUUUAUCCAAAAGUUAGGUAAAUCAUGCCACCAAGCCUUUACUCGGUAAAGGCUUUGAGGUUUGGUUCAGUAUUCUUGCAUAAAACAUAAAAACUAAACUAACAUCGCAUACUUUACUGAUAUAUAUCAAAGGCCAUUUUAACUAGUGGCAGGUUGUGUGGUAUGCCCCUGUUACAAAUGUAAAUCUUGAGAAGUGUCCUUCAGGAUGUCCAGUGGACAGGCCAUGGUGGAGGCCUCAGUGAGCAGGUACAGUAGAGGCGGUGCUGAGGAAGGCUCUGCCACCACAGUGACCCUGGUUUUCAUCGUGUUUUGGAGCAUAGUUUUCUCAGAAAAUAAGUUCUUCAGAAACUUACGCUAAAGGAAAAUGCUAAGGCUAGCAUGGAAGCACGCACCUGUAAUCUCAGGACUGAGGCAGGGGGUUGCUAUGGCCAGCCUGGACUACACAGCCCCACCCAGUCUCAGAGAGGGAGAGUCCUUUUUCUUCUUCUUCUUUUUUUUUUUUUUUUUGAGAGACAAAGGAGACAAGAUCCUUAAUGUAGCCUUGGCUAUCCUCAAACUCACAGAGAUCUGCCUGCCUCUGCCUCCUGAUUGCUGGAAUUAAAGGCAUGAGCCAGUGUGCCUGGCUUUUAGGUAUAUUUCCUUAAAAAGGAUGCCAUCACAAACUCCACCUCCAGGACAGUGAUGAAUACGGGUGACAGCGUCUUAGAAAGUCUCAUUUACCUGCAAGGAUGCUCCUUCCCUGAACACCCAGUAACACUGCACCCAAUGCCCUUGGAGGAUUUUCAUGGCUGUCGUGGAAUCCUGCUCUAAGAAGCACAGAGGUCACCUGGCAAGCCUCAGUUUGGCACACUGAAGUGCAGCGCCUGUGUUAUUUAUUAGCUGUAAUCAUCUCUGUCUUGGCUCCCUCCUCCUCCUCUGACCUUCUCUCUGACCAGCCAUCAUGACAUUUACUAUGAAUUUACUUCCUCCCAAGAAUUUGGACUGGCGGUUAGAUGGUUGCUACACACAAUUGCCUUUGUAUCCCCAUAUGAAAUAAAAGGUCAUUUGUUCCUGUU
Molecule: messenger RNA, 8620 nt
Organism: Meriones unguiculatus (Mongolian gerbil)
Lineage: Eukaryota; Metazoa; Chordata; Mammalia; Rodentia; Muridae
Gene: Iqgap1
Product: IQ motif containing GTPase activating protein 1
Exons: 34
Coding region: 2012-6433 (1473 amino acids)
Biological process (GO): regulation of GTPase activity; regulation of actin cytoskeleton organization
Cellular component (GO): cytoplasm; nucleus
Molecular function (GO): actin filament binding; GTPase activator activity; calmodulin binding
Source: RefSeq, a predicted model, not a curated record